This is a messenger RNA of Gallus gallus (chicken), 1723 nucleotides long. RefSeq names its product guanine nucleotide-binding protein-like 3-like protein (gene GN3L). NCBI's taxonomy places the organism in Eukaryota, Metazoa, Chordata, Aves, Galliformes, Phasianidae. Gene Ontology annotation, molecular function: GTP binding. The record is from RefSeq and is a predicted model, not a curated record. Gene Ontology annotation, cellular component: nucleolus. The transcript has 15 exons. The coding region runs from base 36 to 1634 and encodes 532 amino acids.
GAGGCGGAAGUGAGCAGCGCGGCGUGGGCUCAGCCAUGACCCGGUCCCGGCGACGGCGGGAGGCGGCCCGCGGGAGGCGGCUGCAGGGCAAAGCCGUGAAGGCAGCGGGGAAGAAGGACCCGGGGGUGCCGCAGUUGGGCCGCUUCGCCGCCCACGUGGAGCAGCAGAACGAGAAGAGGCAGAAAAGGGCAGCUGAGGCGCGGCGGCGGCGGGACGCGGCGCGGGAGGCGGCGGUGGGGCAGCGGCGCAGCCUGGGGGGGCUGCAGGAGGACGCUCUGCGGAGGCAGAGGGAUUUUGAGCAAAAAAAGGAGGCAGCGGCGAGCCGGGGGGAUGCGCAGGGAGAGGCGUCGCUGCGGCAGUACGGGCGGGAGCUGCGUAAGGUGUUGGAGGCUGCUGAUGUGGUGUUGGAGGUGUUGGACGCCCGGGACCCGCAGGGUUGUCGUAGCCCACAGCUGGAAGCGGCCGUGCGCAGAGCUGGGAGCCGGCAGCGCCUGGUGCUCGUCCUCAAUAAGAUUGACCUGGUGCCGCGGGACGUGGUGGCCGCGUGGCUGAAGUAUCUCCGUGCUGAGUUCCCCACCGUGGCCUUCAAGGCGUCCACGCAGCAGCAGAGCCGCAACCUGAAGCAGAGCCGGGUGCCGGUGACAGCAGCCCCAGAGGAGGUGUUGGCUGGCAGUGGCUGUGUUGGGGCGGACUGCCUGCUGCGGGUGUUGGCCAACUACAGCCGCUCACAGGAGGUGAAGACGGCCAUCACUGUGGGCGUCGUGGGGUACCCCAAUGUGGGUAAGAGUAGCCUCAUCAACAGCCUCAAGCGGAGCCGGGUGUGUGUGGUUGGUGCAGUGCCAGGGGUCACCAGGUGCCUGCAGACAGUGCAGCUGGAUCGCCACAUCCAGCUGUUGGAUUGCCCUGGUGUUGUCAUGGAGACAGGAGCCCCCACCGCCGCUGCCCCACUCCGGGGGGCUUUGGCCCCACAGCGCCUUCGGGACCCCCUGACCCCCGCUGCUGCCAUCCUGCGGCGCUGCCCCCCCGAGCAGCUAAGCCAGCUCUAUGGGGUGCCCCCCUGCCCUGACCCCCGGCAGUUCCUGUCCCACCUGGCCCGCCGGCAGGGCCGCCUCCGUCCGGGGGGGCUCCCGGACCCCCACGCCGCCGCCGUGGCUUUGCUGCACGAUUGGACCAGCGGGAAGAUCUCUUACUACACGCACCCCCCCAAACGCGACGAGGUUGGGGUGCAGCUGGAGGCACAGAUCCUACAAUCAAUGGGGCCGGAGCUUGACCUUGAGGCCUUAGAGAGGGGCGAUGCUGAGGCACUGGCAGCUGUUCCGGAGGUGGUGACAGGAAUUGAGAUGUCCCCAUGUAUCCCCGAGGAGGAGGAGGAGGAGACCAUGGAGGACAGCCACGAGCAGGAGGACGAAGGGGACGACCUGAAGCUCGGUGCGGUGACGGUGGAGCUGAAGGCACGGACGAAGGCGGGGGAGGCGGGGAAGAGGAAGACCCCCCACCCCGUGCCCCACGUCUGGAGGAGGUGGCUGCACUCCCCCCACUGCUGCAGGGCCAGGGGUUGGCGGCCGCUGGGAAACGGAGGAAAAAGCUGCAAAAAAGAGCAGAAAAAAUCGCCACCAAGCUCUCAGACACACUGAUGGCAGCCAUGCAGUUCUGAGGACGGAGGUUUAUUAUUUUUGUAUGAAAUGGUUAAAAAAGCAGCUUUGGCAAUAAAAAUAUACGCGGA